Messenger RNA from Hirsutella rhossiliensis, 2112 nucleotides. RefSeq names its product UDP-glucoronosyl and UDP-glucosyl transferase domain-containing protein. NCBI's taxonomy places the organism in Eukaryota, Fungi, Ascomycota, Sordariomycetes, Hypocreales, Ophiocordycipitaceae. The transcript has 15 exons. Gene Ontology annotation, biological process: carbohydrate metabolic process. Bases 1 to 2112 code for a protein of 703 amino acids. The record is from RefSeq and is a predicted model, not a curated record. Gene Ontology annotation, molecular function: UDP-glycosyltransferase activity; hexosyltransferase activity.
AUGGCGACCAAAGGCCCGAGAUCGGAUGAAGAGGGAAAAGGGGACCAUGAUUGGGAUGCCCCUCCCCCAUAUGAAUUGCACUCCUCCGGCUCUGUUCUUGCUAGCUCCUUUGCUGUCACUGCCGAUGGUAGACUCAAUGUCGAGUUCUCGUCGACAGCACCUCAGGAGUUGGAGAGGCUUCUGCCUCCAGUGCCGACACCUCAGCCUGGAGAGGCCCAGGCAGAGAUUCGAUGCCCUACUCUUAACAUCGUCAUUCAGGUUGUUGGUAGUAGAGGCGAUGUGCAGCCGUUCAUUGCCCUGGGGACGGCCCUACGCAAGUAUGGACACCGGGUCCGACUGGCAACCCACGAUACCUUUGCCAAAUUCGUGGGGGAGUCCGGCCUGGAAUUCUAUCCUAUCGGCGGCGAUCCGGAGGACUUAAUGGCCUAUAUGGUCAAGAAUCCAGGGCUUAUUCCAUGCGUCGAAAGCCUUAAAGGGGGCGACAUACCCAGGAAGCGAAAGAUGAUCUCCGAGAUGCUUCACGGCUGUUGGCAGUCAUGCAUUCAACCCGACCCAGUUUCCAAGAACCCAUUUGUGGCAGACGCCAUCAUUGCCAAUCCUCCAAGUUUUGCUCACAUACACUGUGGGCAGGCCCUCGGUAUACCUGUGCAUAUUAUGUUUACAAUGCCGGCUGAAAACAUCAAUCCCAAGGCAUGCAACUAUCUCAGCUAUGGGGUGGUUGAUUUGAUGACUUGGCAGGGCCUAGGCGACGUAAUCAAUGGAUGGAGAAGGAGAGAGCUCUUUCUCGAGCCCCUAGCAGCCAGCAUGGCAUUGGUACCCAGACCGGUUGACUGGGAUAUGAGGAUCGAUGUCUGCGGGUUUUUCCUGCGCGAACCCCCAAAGUACACCCCUCCGGACGAUAUCGUAACUUUCCUCGCAGCAGGACCGGCUCCAUUAUACGUCGGGUUCGGCAGCAUUGUCCUUGAAGACCCCCUGCGCAUAACCAGAGUCAUCAAGGAGGCAUGCAUAGAAGCGGGCGUCCGUGUCAUCAUCUCGCGCGGAUGGAGCAAUCUAGGCGGAGAUUCCCCAGCCACCGACGAUGUCUUGUAUAUUGGAGACUGUCCUCACGAGUGGCUAUUCCAACAUGUGACAGCCGUCGUCCACCAUGGGGGAGCCGGCACUACUGCUUGUGGUCUCUACCAUGCGCGGCCAACACUGAUCGUGCCAUUUUUCGGCGAUCAGCCGUUCUGGGGUGAUGUUGUUGCCGCGCGUGGUGCUGGACCAAAGCCAAUUGCCUCCAACAAACUGGCCGUGCAGAACUUGACCGAAGCCAUCAUGUACUGCCUCACAGAUGAAGCAAAGCGCGCAGCGCAGAUGGUUGCCGACAGCAUGCGCCACGAUGACGGUGUGAACUCGGCAUACGCGGCAUCGUGGGUCUACUCGAAGCAGAGAUCUUUGAAGCUGUCGAAUGCGGCACUCAAAGUGCUGGUUGCCCAGAACCAGCUAAGUCUAUCCGACGUCGAGCCCUACCGGCCGAGGCAAUACGACACGCAAGUAUCUCGAUGGGAUCCCCUUACAGCUGGAGCUUCAUCUGUGCUGGGAAUAGCAACCGAGUUUACCUCUGCUCUAGGUGGGACUUUUGUUGAUCCUUACAAGGAGUUUAGGCGGGCUCGCUCCAACGGGGUCGAUUCUUCUGGGCCCGCUGCGUUGGCGGCUGGAAAAGGAUUGCGAAACGCACCCGCGCUUUAUGGCGACCAACCCGAAAAUCAUGGCAAAGUCACAGACUGGAAGAGCGGUGGAGCGGUGGCAGCAAAGAACUUUGGGGCCGGGUUUUAUCAGGGCAUCACGGGAAUUGUCACCAAGCCGAUGGAAGGUGCAAAGAAAGAAGGAACCGUCGGGUUACUUAAAGGUCUCGGCAAAGGAUCUAUUGAAAUGGUGACGAAACCAGGAAGUGCGAUGUUUGGCGUGCUAGCAUAUCCAGCUCAGGGUAUCUAUAAGAGCAUCAGGUCGUGGGACAGGAAGGCGUUCGAGCAUGCAGUCGAGUCUCAAAAGUGGUCUAUGUUUGAGACGGACCGGAUACAAGGAGAUGCUGUGGAAGUGGUCACUAGAUUCAAGAGCUUGAUGGAUAAAUGA